GCAGCCGCAGCAGGCGCGUGCUGCCGCUCCAUCCCAUUCAUUCCUACACAGCGGAGCGGAGCGCACGCGGCGACAUCCUCCACAUUCCGCCAAACUCCGCCCUCCGUGCCAAAAAAAAAAAAAAAAAAAAAAAAAAGGAAAAGCCGUCAGUGUUGCUCAGGUCGUCGCUCCAGACGCACCGGAGGAGGAGGACAGCGCGGCGGCACGAGCGCCACGUCGACUAAGAAAAACAAAACAAACCCAAACAAAAGAUUUAAUUUGUCUCUCAGCUUUAACCCGCCGUCUGAAGCGGAGUUUCACCUCCUGAACCAUGUUGGACCCUUCCUCCAGCGAGGACACCGGCGGAGAGUCCGACUCAGAAGUUGUCCAGGAUCCCCCGAAAAAACCCGACGCCUCCCCCGGGAAGCGCGGACCCAACCGGGCGAAGGACCAGCAGCAGCAGCCGGCCGCACCUGGAGCUGCCCCCGGGAAAGGUAAAGGCACAGGUGAAGACGAGGAGAGGAAGGAGCGGGAGCGGCUCCAGAAGGAGGAAGAGGAGAGGAAAAUCAAGCUGCAGAUCUACGUGUUCGUGCUGCGCUGCAUCGCCUACCCGUUCAACGCCAAGCAGCCGACCGACAUGGCCCGACGGCAGCAGAAGCUGAAUAAGCAGCAGUUGCAGGCGGUGAAGGAGCGUUUCCUGGCCUUCCUCAGCGGGGACACUCAGAUCGUGGCGGAUGAAGCUUUCUGCAACGCCGUGCGGAGCUACUAUGAGGGCUUCCUGAAGAGCGAGCGAGUGUCCCGCAUGGUGCAGAGCGGCGGCUGCUCGGCCAGCGACUUCCGCGACGUCUUCAAGAAGAACAUCGAGCGGCGCGUCCGCAGCCUGCCGGAGAUCGACGGCCUGAGCAAGGAGACGGUGCUGAGCUCCUGGAUCGCCAAGUACGACGCCAUCUACAGGGGGGACGAGGACAUGCGGCGCCAGCCCCCGCGGGCGCACCUGAGCGCCGUGUCGGAGCUGAUCCUCAGCAAGGAGCAGCUGUACGAGAUGUUCCAGCAGAUCCUCGGCAUCCGCAAGUUCGAGCACCAGCUGCUGUACAACGCCUGCCAGCUGGACAAUGUGGACGAGCAAGCAGCUCAGAUCCGCAGAGAGCUGGACGGGAGGCUGCAGCUGGCCGAGAAGCUGGCCCGGGAGAGGCGAUACCCAAAGUUUGUGGCGGGAGACAUGGAGGCGCUGUACGUGGAGGAGCUUCGUUCUUCGGUGAACCUGCUGAUGGCGAACCUGGAGAGCCUGCCGGUGUCCAAAGGAGGACCGGACUUCAAACAGAAGCUGAAACGCUCCUCCAUGAACAACUCCUUCCUGGACAUGGGAGAUGAGGGAGACAUCCUGUCCAAGUCCGACGUGGUGCUGUCCUUCACUCUGGAGAUCGUGAUUGUGGAGGUUCAGGGGCUGAAGUCGGUGGCUCCCAACCGGAUCGUGUACUGCACCAUGGAGGUGGAGGGAGGGGAGAAGCUGCAGACGGACCAGGCCGAAGCCUCCAGACCUCAAUGGGGGACCCAGGGGGACUUCACGACGACGCACCCUCUGCCGUCCGUCAAAGUGAAGCUGUUCACGGAGAGCACAGGGGUCCUGGCUCUGGAGGACAAGGAGCUGGGCAGGGUGGUCCUGAACCCCACCACCAACGGGCCGAAGCAGGCGGAGCUGCACAGGAUGGUCGUUCCCAAACACAGCCAGGACAGCGAGCUGAAGAUCAAACUGGCCGUUCGCAUGGACAAGCCUCCCAACAUGAAGCACAGCGGGUAUCUGUACGCCCUGGGACAGCGAGUGUGGAAACGCUGGAAGAGAAGAUAUUUCGUUCUGGUCCAGGUCAGUCAGUACACCUUCGCCAUGUGCAGCUACAGAGAGAAGAAGUCUGAGCCGCAGGAGCUGAUGCAGCUGGAGGGCUACACGGUGGACUACUGCGACCCGCAGCCAGGUUUGCAGGGUGGUCGGGUGUUUUUCAACGCCGUGAAGGAGGGCGACCUGGUGAUGUUCGCCAGCGACGACGAGCAGGACCGGGUGCUGUGGGUGCAGGCCAUGUACCGAGCCACGGGGCAGUCCUACAAACCGGUCCCGCCCCCCCAGAACAAGACCACCAACUGCCGAGGAGCCAAUCAGAAGCCAGCGUCGCCGAUCAGUUUGGAUCCGUCUCAGAGGCAGGGCGUGGAGGAGCUGAUCUCUGCGGCGCCGUGUCGUUUCGACCACGCCGCCUUGUUCACCAUUUUGCAGAAACACACGCUGCAGCACCGGAUGAACGACUCCUUCUCCUGCCUGGGCUGGUUCAGUCCGGGUCAGGUGUUCGUCCUUGACGAGUACUGCGCCCGGUACGGCGUCAGAGGCUGCCACCGCCACCUCAGCUACCUGAGGGACCUGAUGGACUACUCGGAGAACAACGCCCUGGUCGACCCCACCCUGCUGCACUACAGCUACGCCUUCUGUGCCUCCCACGUCCACGGAAACAGGCCAGACGGGAUGGGCACUGUGACCGUGGAGGAGAAGGAGCAGUUUGAGGCUGUCCGGAAUCGCCUCAUGGCCCUGCUGGAGCACCAGAUCACACAUUUUAGGUACUGCUUUCCCUUUGGACGACCAGAUGGGGCCCUGAAAGCAACGCUCUCUCUGCAGGAACGGGUUUUGAUGAAGGACAUCACCACGCCCAUCCCUGCAGACGACAUGAAGAAACUGUUGCAGAGUUGUCUGGAGAAAGCAGCGCGCAUCAACUACACCCAGCUGAUUGAAUACGCUCAGAUCGAGGUGGAGGCUCAGGCGGCUCCAGAGAAGAGGCUGGAGGACAUGAUGAGGCUGGGAGAGCUCUGCAUCGAAGUCCUGCAGCAAAAUGACGAGCAUCACUCUGAGGCUUUCUCCUGGUGGCCGGACCUCAUGGCCGAACACGCCGAGAUCUUCCUGUCGCUCUACAGAGCCGACAUGGACGCCGCCCUGCAGGUCCAGCCCAUCGACUCCUGGGACAGCUUCCCGCUCUUUCAGCUCCUCAACAACUUCCUGCGAACCGACCCUCACCUGUGCAACGGCACCUUCCACAAAUACCUGCAGGAUCUGUUUGUGCCCCUGGUGGUGCGCUACAUCGACCUGAUGGAGUCGUCCAUCGCCCAGUCCAUCCACCGCGGCUUCGAGCAGGAGACCUGGCAGUCCGUCAACAACGGCUCGGCCACCUCAGAGGAUCUCUUCUGGAAGCUGGACGCUCUGCAGAUGUUCGUCCUGGACCUCCACUGGCCCGAGCCCGAGUUCGCCAAACACCUGGAGCAGAGGCUCAAACUCAUGGCCAGCGACAUGAUGGAGGCCUGCGUCAAGAGAACAAAAUCAGCCUUUGAUGCCAAAAUGCAGAAAGCCAGCAAGUCGACGGACUUCCGUGUUUCGCUGUCAGUGUGCACGAUGUUCAACGUGCUCAUGGACGCCAAGAAGCAGUGCUCCAAACUCUGUGUGCUGGACGCCGGUCAAGAGAUUGACAAACAAUGGCAACAGUACCACUCCAAAAUCGAUGUCCUGAUCGACGAGGCUUUCAAAGAAAUGAUUUCCUCGCUCGUCUCAAAGUUUGCCUCUGUUUUAGACGGCGUUCUCUCCAAGCUCUCGAGAUACGAUGAAGGAACAUUCUUCUCUUCAAUCCUCUCUUUCACAAAACCCGGCAUGGAUCUGGCCGACACCUACAUCACCUUCGUACGGCAGAACCAGGACAUCCUGCGGGACCGCGUGAACGACGAGCUGUACACGGAGAAGGUGUUCGACCAAUGGUACACCAGCUCCAUGAAGGCCGUGUGUGUGUGGCUGACGGACAGACUGGACCUGCAGCUGCACAUGUACCAGCUGAAGACGCUCAUCAAGAUUGUCAAGAAAACCUACCGUGACUUCCGGCUGCAGGGCGUCCUGGACGGCACGCUGAACAACAAGAGCUACGAGACCAUCUACAACCGGCUGACGGUGGAGGAAGCCACGGCGGCCGUGAAGGCCGGCGACGGCCUGCAGGGCAUCAGCAUGAGGGACAGCGAUGAGGAGGACGACUGAGCGCCGCCGCCACACCUCAGCCCCGUGUGUGUGUGUGUGUGUGUGUGUGUGUGUGAGGUCUUUUUUUUUAUUAUUAUUUCUGAGUGCGUGUUGCAGGUCAGAGGACAUGGAGGACACGUGUGCACGUGUUGUCAGAAUGUACGGACAGCAAAUGGAAGAAGACGGCGCUGACGAACCUCCCUGUGCAGCCACAUCCUUUCAUUUUUAUAUUUCUUAAAUUUUCCUGCAAAGCCACACAAAAAAGCCACAUCACGCUCUUUUGUAGCUCAUUUUAUUUUAAGGAACUUUUUCUCUGCAGGGCUCAAACACCUGAAAAGACAAAAAAAAAACAGUCCACACCAGCCAAAUCUCCAGCGCUCAGCAUCUCCGACCUGCAGACGCUGAACUCACAGCAACUCCAGUUUUAGAAAAUGUUGCCAAACUGCUGCUGCAGUUUCACUCGUUAUUCAUGGUGGAUUUAGUUGUAAAUGAUGCAAAAAAAAAAAUGGUUUUAGUUUUCAUGCUGUUUUUUAUUUUUUUUUUUUUUUUCACAGCAAACACAAACUUACAGUGAAACAGGUUGCAGGGACGGUGAAAUACACCUUUAUUUGACAGAAUGAGAUGUUCAGGUGGAAACUUACUGAUCUAAGGGUGUUGCAGUUUCGAAGGGCGGGGCAGCCCAGCUUGUUUUUAAAGACGAGCGGCACGCCGAGCUCAGCAGAACAGAUUUUAGGAGCUGCUGGUUUGGCUGCACAGCUUCUGCUUUUGUUCACAUUUGACAUCAGAACAUCUGAAGUGCUCCAUUAAUUAUGAGUUAUUAGUGCUCUGCAUGAACCUGAGGGGUCUUUAACGUCAGGAAACUGUGUGUGUGUGUGUGUGUCUGUGUCUGUGUCUGUGUGUGUGUGUGUGUGUGUGUGUGUGUGUGUGUGUGUGUGUGUGUCCUGUUUGAAGCUGUACACUUAUGCCUGGAAGCAUCUUUUUUUUUUUUUUUUUUUUUUAAACAAGUUUUGGACUCACACAAAAAGUCUUAAAAUGUGGGGAUCAGUGUGAGUGCACAUGAAUGACUACAUGUAGACACUUUUUUUUUUUUUUUUUUUUUUUUUUUACUGUUGUGAAUAAUGAAUAAUGUGAACCGGUAUUGCCAAACGUAUCGAUCACCGAUCAAAGAGGUUCAGGCGAUCAAACUGCAGAGGAAAAACCUGAACGUGGAGCAGCACUGAGGGAGGGAGGCAUCGCUUCACGUUCACUGUGUGUGUGUGUGUGUGUGUGUGUGUGUGUGUGUGUGUGUGUGUACAGUCAGAGCCGUGCACCGUAGGGCCUCACGUUGAUCCUGUGCCAACUUUAUCUGCCGUUUGAACUGUCCAGUCCAGUUUGUGUCAGUGGAGUUAAAAAGGCCAAAAAAAAAAUGAAAAGAAAAAGAAAAAAAACAAUGGACAAAAAUA
Messenger RNA from Myripristis murdjan (pinecone soldierfish), 5448 nucleotides. It is a transcript of the gene cadps2, whose product is annotated as Ca++-dependent secretion activator 2. Gene Ontology annotation, biological process: positive regulation of exocytosis; synaptic vesicle exocytosis; dense core granule exocytosis. Gene Ontology annotation, cellular component: glutamatergic synapse. NCBI's taxonomy places the organism in Eukaryota, Metazoa, Chordata, Actinopteri, Holocentriformes, Holocentridae. The record is from RefSeq and is a predicted model, not a curated record.